GAAAGAGAAGUAUAGGAAUGAAAGAGGGAGAUAGAGAGAGAAAGAAGGAGAGAAAGAGGAAAGAAAACGAGAAAGAGAGUGAGAGACAAAGAGAGAAAAGAGAGAGAGAGAGAGAAAAUGGAAUUUCUCUAUUUCACAUGUCCUCACUUUCUUCAUUACAGAUUAAUAAACCUAUUGAUGGAUUGGGAACAACUCCUUUAAUCUUUGCCUGUAGAGAGGGCGCCGAUAGAAGAAUCAUCGAAAUAUUGAUAAAAGCUGGUCCGGAGUUAGGAGCGAAAGACAACUGGGGUGGUUGUACAGCUUUGCAUUGGGCUGUUCUCAGGAAGCACCUUCAAGCUGUGGAGCUAUUACUCUCUCGGGGCAGCAAUGUCAACGAGAAGAUCAACUGCGGAUAUACUCCUCUGCAUUUGGCUGCAAGUUCAUCUCCGGAAUGGACAGAUGGUGUGAAAGCUAUAAUGAAACAGCAAGCUGUUGAGGUUAAUCCUCGAGAUGUAAAUGGUCAAACGCCGCUGCACUUGGCCUGUUCGCAGGGAUACUUUCACACUGUCGAUCUUUUGUUGGGUCACAAUGGCAUCGAUGCCAAUGUGGUUGCCAACAAUGGAGACACACCACUGCAUAAGGCAGUUCGGGGGCGAAACUAUAAAGUGGUGUGUGCGAUGUUGAAGCAGGGUUCAGUUCAGUUGGAUAUUCAAAACAAUCAGAAAAGGACACCAUUGCUUGAAGCCGUUUCCCAGGGUCACCUCGGCAUGACACACCUGUUAAUAGCCCUGGGUGCAGACAUAAAUGCUGUUGAUGGUGAAGGUAACAGCUGUUUGCACCUAGCCAUGGCAACAGAAGUGUUUAAUUCCGAGGAUGCACCCUUGGAUUUACUAAACGAAUGCUGUACUGCCCUUAAGAUGAAAAAGAAAAGAAGGCUCUCUGGUGUAGUGGUUGCGAGAUAUCUCGCCAGCCAGGGAGCUGACUUCCACCAUAGAAACAACAACAAUAACACACCAUUGGACCUCAUUAAGGACCGAAAUUUGAGAAAAAAAUUUAAAACAUUUUCAACACCACAGUAAUGUUUUUGUCAAAGGCCACACAAUAAACAAUAUGCAGUUGUCA
Messenger RNA from Octopus sinensis (East Asian common octopus), 1101 nucleotides. Its product is annotated as E3 ubiquitin-protein ligase MIB2-like. The transcript has 7 exons. NCBI's taxonomy places the organism in Eukaryota, Metazoa, Mollusca, Cephalopoda, Octopoda, Octopodidae. Gene Ontology annotation, cellular component: nucleus; cytoplasm. Bases 18 to 1058 code for a protein of 346 amino acids. Gene Ontology annotation, molecular function: protein binding. The record is from RefSeq and is a predicted model, not a curated record.